GCCCCUGGCGCGCGCUGCCCUGAGCUGCUGUUGUUAUAUCUUGUAUCGAUUUCCUGUGAUGCCUAUGGAAUGUGUUAUCUUCUCUAUGAGCUAUAAUCCCUUUUCGGCCAAAUAACAGUUUGCGCUUUCAGAUCUUUAUUUAUCUUUGUCUAUCUUUGUCGCUCUUCUUCACAAUGUCGUACGCAAGCCUCGGCCACGAUACAGCAUAUCAUGGCUCACACAGCCGUUCUGCUAGCGAGAGUCGUGUUAGUAGUGACCGUGAACCUCUUAAUCGUGAACACUCCGACAGCCUCUACGAUCCUCACACUCGCACGGGGCGCCCAUCAUUUUCCCGCUCAGCCCAGAACUCGCCUGCAAUGAACCCCCGCAUCGAAGUCAAUGUCCAUGAGCCCGAGAAAAUCGAUCUCGACCGCAAGUUUCCUAACGAAUCGGCUGGAAUCAUACCUACCCGCCCUCGUGGCCCGUCUGGCUGGGCACGCUUCCUCGCACGCAUCCGCACCAUCGAAAUCGCUCUCCUUCUCAUUGGGUCCCUGAUCGUCGUCGGUGUCAACGCGGCAGUCAUAGUGACGUACAAUAAGCACCGCGACACGAUGAAGAUCCGCGACAAUGCUUGGACGGGUCAUCAGGACAAGUGGCCGGUGUGGCCGUUGGAGGGUAUGGACACAAAGCCUAUCACGGCAUACCUUGCAGUCGGAUCUGUCAACGCGCUCGUUGCCCUUUGUAUGGUACUCUUGAGCUUCCAGAAAAGUUUUCGCCUUAUGCAGGGUGUAUGCACGGAGAUUGUCACGAUGUUGGUGACAGGUGCGUUUUUUGUCCUGUGGGUUUUGUUGGCGGUGUUCUUGCAGUACCAAGCGGCAGGAAAAAGUGGGCACCACAGCUUCGUGACUUGGUCGUGUUCGCAUACGGGCGGGAUGUUUAGCCCAGACAGCUUCAGCUUCAAAAACAUGUGCGCGUUGUCGAGGGCUGGGCGUGCCGGUGGUUGGGUUGCUGGAGCGGCGAACUUGUUGAUCUUCCUCACGAUCGUAUUUGGGCUUUGCGCACAGCGGAAGACUAGGGGUUACUCUCAGGUCUCAGGGGGUGCGUGGAUGCCGAAAUGGAGCCGUGGUCGCAAGUAAAGACGUCGAAGGCGACUAUAGUGUCGUUGCUUGCAGAGAUGUCUAAAUUGACAGCCGGGCUGGCGGACGUGUUCAAGCGUAUGCAUGUGUACAGGAGAGGUGCCAGAGUCGCUUGUCUUGAUUGCUUUCCCACUGUUCGAAGUUACGGUCCUGACUGGUAUAAAUCAACCAAAUAGAAUCCGGUUCUUUAGUAGUCAUGAU
Pseudovirgaria hyperparasitica is the source of this 1316-nucleotide messenger RNA. RefSeq lists its product as uncharacterized. The record is from RefSeq and is a predicted model, not a curated record. The transcript has 3 exons. The coding region runs from base 174 to 1115 and encodes 313 amino acids. NCBI's taxonomy places the organism in Eukaryota, Fungi, Ascomycota, Dothideomycetes, Acrospermales, Acrospermaceae.